Aspergillus terreus NIH2624 is the source of this 2247-nucleotide messenger RNA. Its product is annotated as putative AAA family ATPase. The transcript is spliced from 3 exons. NCBI's taxonomy places the organism in Eukaryota, Fungi, Ascomycota, Eurotiomycetes, Eurotiales, Aspergillaceae. The record is from RefSeq and is a predicted model, not a curated record. Gene Ontology annotation, molecular function: ATP binding; ATP hydrolysis activity. The coding region runs from base 1 to 2247 and encodes 748 amino acids.
AUGCGCCCCAAACCAGCGUCUUCCUUGCAGAAGACUUACGACGACUGCUACUUGAUGUGUUCCACUGCCGUCUAUUUCGAAGGCCAGAACAAUGAAGAAGAAGCCCUAAAGUCGUGGCGCUCUGCGUUGGAGACCAUCUACUACCACAACGCCUACCGCGUGCCCUCCAAGUACACCCCGCGCAACGAGACCGAAAAAGCCCUGCAGGAGUCUAUCCGUCAGCUGGAACUGCAAUGCCGCGAGCGCGUCGAUCUCCUCGAGGCCCUGCGCGAGAGUCGCAAGGAUUCCCUGGGGAAGUCGCCCCCGCCCGCGGCGUUCUCGACGAAUAAUUCCACCCCCGGCUGGAUUGCGGGCGGAACCGUGCCCGCCGUCGGAUACACCGAUCUCUCCAAACCCCCUUCCAUCCCCGGGCGCCCUCCUCCACCCACCCCUUCGUCCUCCGCCGCGCCCGAGUCGUCGUCAUCUGCGACCGCUGGCGACGCCUCCCGCCGCCCCGCCCUUCGUCAGCGACAUUCCUCCUCCACCAAGCUCAGCGAGCGCGCCUCCAGUCCCGAGGGUCUCAAGAUGAUGCCCUCCACCCUGCGCUCCUCCGACUCCAAGAAACUUUCCAAGAAGAAGAGCAGCCCCCGUCGGAAGGAGCUGCGGCCGGCCGCGGCCUCCCAGGCCGCCGGCCUGGCCUGGGGGAGCAUCUAUCGCUCGUCGUCUGACAAGACCGUCAGCGAUGCCGCCCUCGCCUCCUCGCGGCAUACUGCUGCCGCCGACCCCAGUUUCCGCAAGAGCCCAGCCCUGACCCCGCGAUCCAAGUCCGGCGACGCCAUCUCCAGGACCACGGCCGCAGAGGCACGGCCAUCAGCGAAUUCGUCCAGUCCGUCCACCCCACGGCCGCCGGCGCAGACGACGCGCCCGCAAUCCGCGCCCCGAAGCCCCGCACGACCACCCCCGUCUUCGUCCUCGCCCAGACCGUCCGUGAAGCCCAAGCCCCAAGCCCUCCGAUCAUCGUACCCGUCGCCGGGCGCAUCCCAGACCCGGGGCAACAACUUGGAUCGGUCGAGAACGCCACAGGCAAAGCCAACCAUCUCCCACAAAGAGCACGAUGCGGUGAACCACGGCAUCAACCGGUUGGCCGUGUCGGGGAGCAGUCUGGACCGGCGCGGUCCCGUCAAACGCACCAUCACGCCGCCGUCCAGCGAUCCAGAGUCGUCCGGGCCGCGGUCCACGACCGAAGACGACGACGAUCCCGACGUCGACCCGGCCGACGCCGAGGACGACUACAUGGCCAUCCUCAACAAACUCCCCAAGGGCAUUGACCCGACGGCGGCGCGGCAGAUCCUCAACGACAUCGUCGUGCGCGGCGACGAAGUCUACUGGGACGACGUGGCGGGGCUCGACGGCGCAAAGAAAGCCCUCAAAGAAGCGGUCGUGUACCCGUUCCUGCGGCCGGACCUCUUCUCGGGCCUGCGUGAGCCCGCCCGCGGCAUGCUCCUCUUCGGCCCGCCGGGCACGGGCAAGACGAUGCUGGCGCGCGCCGUCGCCACCGAGUCCAAAUCCACCUUCUUCUCCGUGUCCGCGUCCACGCUGACCUCCAAGUGGCACGGCGAGAGCGAGAAGCUCGUGCGCGCCCUGUUCGGCCUCGCCAAGGCCCUCGCCCCCUCCAUCAUCUUCGUCGAUGAAAUCGACUCACUCCUGUCCGCCCGCUCCUCCGGCUCCGAAAAUGAGGCCUCCCGCCGCUCCAAGACCGAGUUCCUCAUCCAGUGGUCCGACCUCCAGCGCGCUGCCGCCGGCCGCGAGCCCGCCCGCAACCCCGCCCGCGGCACCGCCGCCGGCGACCCCAGCCGCGUCCUCGUCCUCGCCGCCACCAACAUGCCCUGGGACAUCGACGAGGCCGCCCGCCGCCGCUUCGUGCGCCGCCAGUACAUCCCGCUGCCCGAGCCGCACGUCCGCGAUCAGCAGCUGCGUCGCCUGCUCAGCCACCAGAACCACGAGCUCUCCGACCAGGAUAUCCAUGCCUUGGUCCAGGUGACAGACGGCUUCUCCGGUUCGGACAUCACCGCCCUCGCCAAAGACGCCGCCAUGGGCCCCCUUCGCAACCUGGGCGAGGCCCUCCUGCACACGCCCAUGGACCAGAUCCGCCCCAUCCGCUUCCAGGAUUUCGAGGCCAGUCUAGUGUCCAUCCGGCCCAGUGUGAGUGCCGAGGGCCUGCGUGAGUAUGAGGAUUGGGCGCGACAGUUUGGCGAGAGGGGUGGGUAG